CAGUUGGCAUAUGUGUCAGUACAAAGAUUUUAAAAUAAAAUAAAAGAAGUAUGCCAAUGAAUACAGGGGAGCAAGCUUGGCCUUCAAGAGAAGAACCUCUUGAACCCAAUCUACGUUUUUGAGAAGAAAGAGGAAGGGGGACGGAAAAAAAAAAAAAGGCGCACGCACGCACACGCUCUCAGAAAAAGAGAAAGGCGUAAUUAUUAAUUAAACCAAUUUACAUGGAGUAAAGCUUACAGGAAAAAAGAGAUUAGGUCCUGCAAUAAUUCACCAACAGGAGCAGUUGGCAGUAGUUAGUGUGUCUUUCUUUUUAAAAUCAUACGGGUCACUUCUCUUAGCCUGGGAAGGUAAGGGAAGAAGCAAAGACUCAGUUUCUCCGUUUCCUCUUUCUAGCUUAGUAGCUCCUGGUCUUGUCUGCAAUCUAUAAAAGUUCGAUUUUUAUGCUCCCUCAGAUGUUUAUGCUAUUACCCAUUUGGUGAAAUUGGGAUUUUUCUUGUCGAAAUUAAUCGAGCAUUCGAUGCCCCUGGUGAUACGAUCAGACACACCAGUAUAGUAUGCUAUAGGGCCUGUGUUGAACCCUGCCCCAUUCACUAGUCACAGCAUUGAUUUGAUUAGGAUUUGAUGCCUCCGGUCCUUGCUGCUCCUCUUAGAUUCCCAUCCCACUAUUUAUAUUAGAGUUUCCGCAGCUUCUCUUUCCUCUCCUGUCUUUAAAUCAAAACCAAAGAUACUGCUGUUUCUUCGUUCGGAUUUCCAUUGACAAAGAAUCUCCUACUGGGUCGAAAAGACUCAAGAUUGCUCACAUCAAUCACACUGGUGUUUGAAGGAAUGGAGAAAUGGAAAUCAUAGUUGUUUAGCGGGCAAAGGAGAAAAGGGAAUCUGCUUUAUUGGGAGUUUGAUGAGCUGUUAGCUAAUCCCAUUGUUUGUCUACGUCCGCUUUAUGCUCUGAAAGGUUCACUUUCCUGUGUGAGGGGGAGCAUUUUCCCCUUUUCUGAGCAUUAUAGUUGUUUUGAUCCUAGGGUUCCUGAAGCAAGAGAGGUAACUAGCUGGUGACGACUACAUUAUAUUCUUUUUACUUUGCGUAUAUGCUACAUUGAGAGUGAGGUUGUUUCUUUUACUUUAACUUCCUCUCAGUCCUAUAAAGCUGCCAACCCUGUUUUGUUCUUUGUUGAGUGCUGCAAGAUAUCUCCUCCGAGCUUAGUCAAAAUUCGCCUUACCCUUUAAAUCAUGAUUUUGUUUACUUCUUCACGGUUAUUUCUAUCUGCUGCUCGUUGAGUCAGGAUUCAGCUAUUGUAUUGAUCAUUAGUUAAAGAGUUCUAGGAGUUUAGCAGUUUAAUCCAGGAGAUGGGUGGUCAUGAAAAUGCCAUGGGGUUUCAACAUGGACGAGAGACAAUCCUGAAUUGCCCGUCAUCAGGUUUGAGCACCAGUGUCUCUGAAAUCGCAGUUAGCUCUGUGUCUAUGCCCAAGCCUCCUGUUGUGACUAAUCCUUUUCUUGGGUCUUCUUCCACCUGGGAUCCUCUUGUUUCCCUGAGUCAGACUCAAACUUUUGGAGGCUCUUCCAUGGUUUCUCACAGUGAGUUUGGCAGUUCAUCUUACCCUCUUGUGUUGGAAAAUCAGGGAAUGAAUAGCACCUCUCACCUUGUUCAAUAUAUGUCCGACUCUAAUUUCGCUGUUCCUUCCUAUGCAAGUGGAAGCUUCUCCGAAAUGGUUGGCUCUUUUCCCCAACAUGGGUGUUCUGAUUUAGCUAAUACAAGGUAUGGCCCAAGUUAUAACCAAAACGAGGAGGCAGCCAUGAAAAGGGCUCCAUUAAAUGGUUCACAAUCUCAGCUUGAGGAUCCAGCUCCUGACGAAGGAGCCACAGGAUCUGCACCUAAUGGAAGUAGAAGAAAACGAGGGCUUGAUCACAACCCUACGUUCAGUCCAAACAAGGUAGAUCAAGCAUUCUACUCAGUCUCAAAUGUUGAAGGGGAACCAAUGAUGGAUUCUUCUGGGAAGAGCUCCGAUGGGGCAAAAGAACAAGAUGAGAAGAAACAAAAGGUUGAGCAAAACAAUACUAGUGCAGAUUUGCGUGGUAAGCAAUCAUCAAAGCAAGCUAAAGACAACUCUCAAAGUGGAGAAGCUCCCAAAGAAAAUUUCAUUCAUGUGAGGGCUCGAAGAGGUCAGGCUACGAACAGUCAUAGCCUUGCAGAAAGGGUAAGAAGAGAGAAGAUUAGUGAGCGAAUGAGGCUGCUUCAAGAACUUGUUCCAGGAUGCAACAAGAUAACUGGGAAAGCAGUGAUGCUGGAUGAGAUUAUUAACUAUGUGCAAUCGCUGCAGCAACAGGUUGAGUUUCUCUCUAUGAAACUUGCCACCGUGAACCCAGAACUGAAUUUUGAUGUAGACCGGAUCCUAUCCAAAGAUAUUCUUCAGUCGCGCAUCGCAAAUGGGACUAUUGGUGGAUAUGGUAUGAACUCCUCUCACUCGUUCCCUGGUGGAAGUUUUCAGGGAACCCUUCCAGGACCAGGCAUACCCAACACAUCAUCACCAUUCCCUCCUUUGCCUCAGGACCCAGUGGGAGGUUGAAAACAGAGUUGUAAUGGGUGCAAGGUAUUUUGGAUUUCAUUAGAUGGGCUUUGCUUCUUCCCACAGGGGACUUCGAAUUUGCGAGCAGAAUGCACAAUUUAACUGAAGCUAAGAAAAGGUGGGGAAAUAGAGAGGGAAAAGAGGAAUAAGGGUGGAGUUGUAUAGGAUCUUUAAUACCUAACUGUUGGCUCUUCGAAUUUUUAGCAGAAGAUGACUUGUUUAGAUUCGUGCAUUAUUAUGUAUAUUGAGGAAAGGAAGAAGACAGGCUCUGGUUGGUGAAGGUGAUUAAUGAUUGUUUUCAGCUGGUGAGUUGCAAAUUAGAGAAACGUGUGAAACUUCUUUUUUUGUUUUUUUUGUAAGGGCUGCUUGCCUUCAUUGUUUUGUUCUCUGGAAGGAAAAGAUACUAAUUGUAAUGAAUUAAGAGCUUGCAUAGGAUUUGCAACACAUAAAUGGCAAGAUAUUGUCUCCGCUUUCCAGUGAGCGGCAAUGGCACGGACUAAAUUCAUGAAAUUUCAACUGACACCA
Molecule: messenger RNA, 3084 nt
Organism: Neltuma alba
Lineage: Eukaryota; Viridiplantae; Streptophyta; Magnoliopsida; Fabales; Fabaceae
Product: transcription factor bHLH74
Exons: 8
Coding region: 1342-2559 (405 amino acids)
Biological process (GO): regulation of DNA-templated transcription
Cellular component (GO): nucleus
Molecular function (GO): DNA-binding transcription factor activity; protein dimerization activity
Source: RefSeq, a predicted model, not a curated record